Blastomyces gilchristii SLH14081 is the source of this 1223-nucleotide messenger RNA. RefSeq lists its product as uncharacterized. The record is from RefSeq and is a predicted model, not a curated record. The transcript has 2 exons. Bases 113 to 517 code for a protein of 134 amino acids. NCBI's taxonomy places the organism in Eukaryota, Fungi, Ascomycota, Eurotiomycetes, Onygenales, Ajellomycetaceae.
AUUUUUCAUAAUGAUAUCGAUAUCGAUAUUAUUCCCACCUUGGCCCCCCUGAGGCGAUAAUUCGUGCGUCGGGGUUAACAGACGGACAGACGGCUUUCCCGUGAACUAUGAUAUGAGUAAGGGUCACAAGAGCACGGAGGCUGAGUAUAUCCGCCUUCAUUAUUCCUGGUACGGGGCCGUUGAAAUCCCCAGCUUGAGAAGCGGCAACUACACAGUGAAAGAAAGACAUUAUUGUAGUGGGAGGACUCAGAGGAAGCGAACAGGCAACCCACCACAAUGCCAAGCUGGCAUGACUUGGCGGAAUUCCACCUGCUUGACCGCGCGGGUCUGGAAACCUUUCCGUGCCUUCCGCUGCUAUCUUUGUAUGGAUAUAGGAGGAGUGAUCGACUCACGGGUGCCUGGGAUACAUCGUUUGUCGUACUAUUUAGCUAAAUACUGCUAUUAUCAUUUUGUUGCAAGCGACAUAUCUAGAACAUCUGAGCCGAACCCCCUCCCCCUUCAUACUACGAGCGGAUAAAGCUGCGGCGGCUUUCGUCUUAACAGCGGACUUUCAAGCACAUUUCUACGAAAAGUGAAUUCGAGGAUAACCACUUUCGUAUCAUUAAAUAGUCCCUCCUUGGGGGUGACCUACACGAAAUGUCCGCCCGUUGGGUGGCUCAUAGUGAGACAUUAACUUUGAGCAGUUAUUCGAGGAAUGAGUUACAGAGAUGGAUAGAGCUUCCUUACAAACAAGUUUAAAGAGUCACGUCAAUCUAAAAGCCAGCAGAAAAUGUUCAUCCCAGAGCACAUGGUAAGUAAGUGUUCCCAUAGAGGUUAAAAAAACCCACGGCUUCAUACUACUACAGCACCGAUGUAUAAAUAAAAAUUAAACCCUUCAAUCGCCCGCGGGACGUGAGACCAUGGCUUCCCCCUGCGAACUGAAAAUGUUAUUCUCCAGUUUUACAAACAUCUCUUACAGGAAGAAGUUUUGGUGGCUGCUACAUAGCAUUGCACGGGAUGGAUGAUACACAUGCUAUUAUUAUCAUACUUUCCACUUCCCUGGUUCAUCAUCUACCGGCCCUGGUUCAUGGCUCUACGACAUAGGCAUAAUAUACUACAUAGUAUAGUAUAGUACACAGGAAAAAUUUGUCACUCUCCGCUGAAUUUCACAUGCAUAUUAUACCCCAAUUAACAUUUAAACGUUGAUAUUAGUCUAGGCGUGUAGAAAAAGAGGAUGAAAUCGG